Lethenteron reissneri (Far Eastern brook lamprey) is the source of this 9762-nucleotide messenger RNA. Its product is annotated as transmembrane protein 200A-like. The record is from RefSeq and is a predicted model, not a curated record. NCBI's taxonomy places the organism in Eukaryota, Metazoa, Chordata, Hyperoartia, Petromyzontiformes, Petromyzontidae.
AGCGCGGCCGCGAGAGAGAUGAUGUCGUCAGGACUGUGAGAGGCUCGCUGACUCCCCUGCCUCGCGCUCUGGGCACAGCUCCGGACUCCGGAUAGCAGCAGCGAGAGUUGUGGAUGGAGGCAGGGGACGGCUGGUGAGAGGUAAUUGUCUUAUCCGCGCGUCCGCCUUCUCUCACCUCCACUCUCCUCCCACGCUCUCUCCUUCCCAAUCUUCUUCCUCCUGCUCCUCUUCCCUCGAGAUAGCCACGGCGGCUUCCUAUUCAUCCAGCUGAGCAGGGAGGGCGGUUCGUCUAAAGAAGACACGACUGACUCUCCCCUCUAUGGCGAGAUUUCUCCUCCCUCCUCUGCCUCUCCCCCAACCCUCUCACUCCUUUAGAAGAUUAAUACCGCGAAGCGCCGCUGACAUAGCCGGCUGGAGCAUCAUCCCCGUGUUUCUCUCUCGCUGUGUGGGAGCGCGCCUGUCAGUGUGUGUGUAGAUUCUGCACAUCGGCUCUCUUGCGCACGAUUCAUCAUCAGGCGUGGGGCAGCAGCAUCUCGCGCCCGACUCCGCCUGCGCCGACUCUUCGCCAUCCGAGACGGAAUCAAUCCACGCGCGCCCACGCCCAUUAUCUCCACGUAUUUAUCCAUCUGGCUCAUUCAUUAACUGGCCAAUUGCAAGCGCGAAUAUUUUUAUGAUCAUUUUCUCGACGUUAUUUCGCGAGCGGAGAACAAGGGGGCUCGAUGCCGGAGCCCGUCUCGACCGCAGCGAUGGUCGGAUGCCUCUGCUGAAGAGACCGUCCGCUUGGUGCUCGGCUCGCCCCGCGGUGAUGUCCGCGGCCGGGGCACUGCUCCGCGGAUUCAGCUCCCGGAAUCGGAGCGAGGGAGGAGGAGGAGGCGGCGGGGGCGCCGCACAGCCUGGGGGCUCCAAGCGCCACCUGCGAGGCCGCGGCCGCGGCCGUGGCCGGCGGAGAAAGUACGACCCGGACGUGGUGGUGGUGAAGGGCAAGGUGCGCGUCCUCAGCUUCUCGGGGGUGUUCACCGCCUUCGGGGUCCUCAUCUUGGUGGUCGGCGUGGCCAUGGCCGCCAUUGGCUAUUGGCCUAAGGGCAGCGCGACCCGUGCCCUCUCCUCCAGCCCCACGACCGCAUCGACCGCUUCCUCCUCUUCAACCUCAUCCUCCGCCGCCGGCAACGCCACCUCCGUGACCGAGUGGCGCAACGGCACCGAGGAGGCUGCGCCCGGCCCCAACGUGACCUCGUCCGCGACCCCAGGCCGCACCUCUGGCCCCGAGCAGGGCUUUCUGGCCGCGCAGCUGCACUCGUACCGCAUGAAAGUGCUGGGGCCGCUCACCAUGGGCAUCGGCAUCUUCAUCUUCAUCUGCGGCAUCGCGGCCCUCUACGAAAACCGCGACCGUGAGACCAAGGUCAUCCACUUGCGUGACAUCUACUCGGCCAUCAUCGACACGCACCACCACCACCACAACCACCGCGGCGCCAAGGGGGCCACGGCGCCAUCUCGCGGCCAAGUCAACGGCCUCGCGGGACGACAGGGCGCCGACCAAAUCGCUCGCUGCUACGAUGCUCAGUGCGCGGCGCGGCUCACGGCCAGCAUGCUCCUCACCCUGCCGUGCGCUAUCAGCGACCCAAAGUUUUCAGCGGAUCUGUGCGACGACCUCCGCCACGGAGACCCCUUGGGCAUCCUGGGUGCUCCGUUCCGCGGCGGCCGCUCUGGCUCACUCUACACCAUCCACUCGGAGACCUGUCCCCGCAGCCCGCGCAGCCCACGCAGCCCCCGCGAGGAGAAGGGCCUCUCCAGCAAGGCGUCCAAAGCUCCGUGUCGAGCCACUUCCAUCGUGUCCUCGUCCAUCACCGCGUUCACGCUUCCCGUCAUCAAGCUCAACAACUGCGUCAUCGACGACGCCGGUGACCUCGCCGUCGCGCCUCCACAUCGCUCCGACGCGACGGCGGAGGGCGGAGGCGGUGAUGGGGACCGAGAGAGAGCCAGGUCCUUGUCUCUCGUGGACGUUAGCAUUGCCUCCGGCGCACAGGGACAGACGGAACGUUCCCCCGCGGCCACAGAUGGACCUGAAUCUGUCCCGGACGUGUCUCCUUACGGGGAAGGGGGAGACGCGGACGUUGAGAAGGAAGACGUGGUGCCGCCACUUCGCGUCGGCUCGGGUGCGGAGCCCACGGAGCAGCCGAAAGUCGCCUCCUCCGCCGCGUCCUCGCCUCCUGCCUCGUCCCCCACCUCGUCUCCCUCCUCCUACCGGCCCAUGAAGCGGCAGUACUCCAACAAGGAGAAGCUCAUCAUGAUCUCGCGCUUGAACCGCAACGUGAGCUUCGAGGUCGAAGAGGAAUUUGUGCGUCCCGCCUCUCCGCCACAUGGCCCCAACCCUUCCGAGACGCAUCUCUAAAUAAAGACCGAAACCCAUCGUGGCAUGAGAUUUGAGGAGGCUACCAAUGCCGACCUGGGUGAAGUGUGCUAUCCUUCCACGAGUCCGCCCGAGACUACAAAACCAGGACAGGAGUUGGAGCCUCCUCAACCUGGAAACAGGAGCCAAUGCCGACUCCCUGUCCAACGGAUUAGGGAUGCUGCUCACGACUCAGAUACGCAUCUUCUGUGAGCCCCAUAAUUCAUUUGGGACAGCAUAGACACGGAAGGAUUAGUUGGAUAUUUGGGGGCCGCAUUUAACUUUUUAUUGCACGUCCCACGUCUCGCACAGCUAGCAAUGUUUACAUUAAGAGAGAGAAUUCUGGUCUUGCCUGAUUGCGCCCACGCUUACACGGUGAGCUGGUGUUUGUAGCAAUCAACUUCACAGCCACGUGGUGUAUGAGAGGGUGUUUUAUGGGAGGGUGUUGUAUGUAAUAGGCAAGCGGCCCACGCACGUGAAGACUCAACCAAGACGAAGUUGCGCGCUGCUGUUCCCGAGGACUGCGGCCCGGGGGAAGCGAAGCGCGAUGAAGCAUGCUGACAGUCAACGAGUCGAUUAAUUGGUCAAUUAGUGAAACAAUCGCCAUGCUGAGUCUUUAACAUCUGCAGUUUUCUUUUCAGAAAGCGAUUAAAUGCAGCGGUGAGUGGUUAGUGAAGAGAACCUCGAGACGAAGAACAUCACUGCCCCAUGUCACUGUGUCUCUCUGUCUCUAUGUGAGUCUUUGUGUAUAUCUUCGUCUCUCAGUGCGCGUUGGUCCUUUGUAUGCCACAAAGUCUAAUAUUUACGUGCCUGUAAAUCUUCAUCUCUGUCUCUCUCUCACUCGGCGUUUUAAUUGUGACUCUGUGUAUCUGUCUCUGUGUAUCUGUCUCUGUGUAUCUGUCUCUGUGUAUCUGUCUCUGUGUAUCUGUCUCUGUGUAUCUGUCUCUGUGUAUCUGUCUCUGUGUAUGUCUCUGUGUAUCUGUCUCUGUGUAUCUGUCUCUGUGUAUCUGUCUCUGUGUAUCUGUCUCUGUGUAUCUGUCUCUGUGUAUCUGUCUCUGUGUAUCUGUCUCUGUGUAUCUGUCUCUGUGUAUCUGUCUCUGUGUAUGUCUCUGUGUAUCUGUCUCUGUGUAUCUGUCUUUGUGUAUCUGUCUCUGGGUCUCGAUUGGAGGUCACUGUGUGGGUGGACAAUCCCUCUGUCGUGUUGAAGUCACGCACAAGAGGAGGGCUAAUGUCUAUUUUUAUAGCUGUUUUGCGCCAGAGAUUUAGUGAGCGGUGAUGGUGUUUAUCCAAACACUGGACAGAAAUGUAUGGCCUCUGUAUAUACAUUGAAUAUCUAAAUAUUUUUGUCCCGCCAGGGCGUCUAUAGGGAAACUCAACGAAGUGAGAUUUAUUUAUUUAUUUAUUUGCCUCUUGCAGGGGAGUUCUGGCAGGGGACGACAGAACAUGCUCUUACAAGUUGGCACAAGUCCGGCGCGCUACGAUUGUCACUAUGAAUUCCCAAUGUCGUAAGUCCCUUAUUUAUUCGGAACUACGACAAGGCUUCUCUUGAACCGAACGUACGCCACCUCUAGGACGUCGUACGUUGUUCGGUACUAUUAUGGAGCCCCGGAGCAGAGGGAGACCUGUGAAAAACAUGGAUCGUGGCAUUGUAUGGUGGAUGGUGGAGACUGAGGGGAGACAAUGGUUCAUGAUGAUGGUGAUGGUCUCAUGCAAAUGCCUGUGCAUGAACCUGAUUCGCUUCUUGAUGACAACGCAGCUUGCUUACUCGGGUAUAUGUCCGUACCGCUUCACUUAACUCAUUCGCAAAGCCUCCGUGAGUCUCGUGGCUCGAUUUCUGGAGGCACCUGCAUUAGACGCAUUACUUAUUCCGUUUUGAAAUUUGUAUUCGCAUAAGUAAAUAAUCCGGAGUGCCAGGAUAUAUCCUACGCAUUCCUCAAAUCAGCAACAUACUUGCUAUACUGGCUGCCUACCUUCCAUGCACUUGUGUAUGCUCUUGGAAAAAUGGACGUUUGAUCUAAAUGCUUUAUUUUGUGUAAAUAUGCUUUUAAUUGUUAGCGCAGACAUGAGCCGAGUCCCCGGCGUAUUGGCCAGGCAGCCCGCGUGGCACCCGCCGCGGGGUCUCUGCCUGAGCCGGGGCUGUCGCUAGGAGCUGCUUUCAGGGCUCCGAUGGUGCGUUACUCCGCCGAGCGCGUUGCGCUACUCAGCAGAGGGAGGCGGUGGAAUGUCGCCUCGCACAUUCGCGCAGGCUCUGGUCCCCGUUGAUCUGCCCGUGGCGUGGCUGCGUCAUCCCUUCUUCUUGCCCAAUGGAGCACGGAGGCUGCGCCGUGUAGCAUUUGACUUUCUAGGUCAGGGCAAGCGGCACACGCAAACAAAUGCACGCGCAGGCACAAACACAGUAUUUACACGUUUGAACCAAGUAUAUAGCAGUGUGUUUUGGCAGAGUAACUCCUGCCAUUAUUCGCACGCGUUACAUGUGCGUCACCAGCUGGCACAUGCACGCGUGGACACAUUCUGACACUGGAACCCUGUAUUGAGGCUUAUUGGAGGUAAAGACAUUGGGAUAUAUAUGAGACAGAUACAAACAUGUAUAACUAUUUUGAACAUAUAUAUAUAUACCAUUAUUACAGGUCGAAUGGGCCUGAAAUGAGUACCUGGUGCGGUGCGCAGACAUCAACAAAGACGGUGGAGCAUGGUGCUGGCCACCUACCCCCACGUGUGCCGAGCUGGCCUUCACAAGGUCUCGCUAACAGCACCUGCACCAACAAUCUGUUAAGGCUAUACGGGGGAUCUUUGUCUUUAUUUACGUAUGGAGCCGAUGCUGCAGCGGUUCGCAAGGUCCUACAAGCCCAGCAGUCUAGGGCUUGAUUCGCAGCCACGGCUAACAUCAGUGGUCAGCCUUAGCAUCGGUCGACCCAAUGAGUACCCGGCGCGGUGUGUAAACUUUGGUUCCGUAGGGAGACAAAGGCGGCCGUCGAGUGGCGCUGGCCACACCGAAGCGCCUUAACUGGUGCUCUUCCAUAGCACUUGCCUCCAGCAGCGUGCGGCUUCAGCGGGGGAUCGUUACCUCGCUUCAUACAGGCCUACUGUUGCACGUGUGGUGGCAGGCACGUGCCACUGAUGGAGAGACACAAAUACUCUGUGUCCCAUGCGGCUGAGUGUAACCUGCAGGAGAGAUUGGUGCAUUGAUGUGUUCGAGUGAGGCGCGUUCACAUCUGGCCGUGUAGAGUAACAGGCGCACGGGGACUUGUGUUCAUUAUUUAGUGAUGUCACCCGACCCAGCAGCUGACAUUCCCAAGAGCGCAGGAGAGCUCAGCUAAAAGCUCAUUCGCUUCCCUUUUCCUCCAACUUGCCUGCACCGUUGCCAUAUAAUUGUACAGUCCUUUGUCGAUCCACUGCUAGAUGAAGGCCUCUCAAUACCUUUCGGUUAUGAAGUUUGUUUGACCAUACUUCACCACGCUGGUCAAUCCGGCUUGGUGAAGUGGGGUGCGACCAGGAUGGCUUCUGAUAUCAUGCGUCGCUGGUGUUAGCCGUGUCUGGGAAUCAAACUCAGGUAGUUAGGUGAAGUACAUGGGAAGACAAUCUCACUUUCGUUUGGCCUGCACUCCUCGCUACUGGUGAGCAGGGGAGGGGCGCGAACCCACACCUGGUGAGCGAGCACUUUGGCAUUGCGUGUACAUUGACGCAUGGGGUUCAUCCCUCUGAUUAGCACGGUUGGCUACGUGCGGUGCGAAAGAAGUUCAACACACUGUACAUACAUACAAUGGGAACUGAUUGUCAAGAGGAGGAGGCUAGGGGCGCAGUUAGGGUGAGUGUUGGCGUUCAUGAAUACAGGGCUCGCUGCUGGGCUCAAGCAAAGUUGUGCCUCGGAUUCAUGGAGUCGAGUUAUGCUUUGGAAUGUGGCAAAUGCAACGUUUAUGGUUGGGCUAAGACUACGGUUUAUGAUAUGGCUCUAAUUAUAAGGCGAGCGGCUGAUCGUAUACACAGCGUAAGUGAACAAUUCCAUUAGUUUCCCACGUGAAUCGCUCGCUGUAAAACACAUAACGCAGUCACUCCAUGUGGUCAUAGAUACGAACUCGACCGGGCCUUGGAGGGCGAGUUAAUGAAACCUAAAGCCUCUGUCUUGAUCGCGUUGUAGCAGGGACUGUGUUGUUUCUUCUUUCCUUAUUUCACGUCUACAAUACAGCGCAGUGUGAAUAUACCUGGUGACCUGAGUACAUUUAUAUUUUACAUACACAAACACACAUCAUUAUUCACACACACACAUUAUUAUUAUUAUACACAAACAUCACUCACCAUGGACUCACGGUUCUGCGAGGGCUUCGCCACAGUCCAUGAGUUGACACGAUUCAGUCUCAGUUUAUUAAAACGUUCCUGGGAAGAAAUGAGGUAUCCACAUUUUGGACAUCACUUUUGUUAAAAAACGAUCCUCAAGUUGGGCACUCGCCGUGAUGUUGACAUUGAGAGCAGGCUGGGCCGCAAAUUAGGCUGUCGGAAGGUGCUGGCUUAGCCUCACCUGGUGUAGAAUCUGGGCCACGUAUACGGGCUGGUUUAGCCUCACCUGGUGUAGAAUGGGAUGGUUUAGCCUCACCUGGUGUAGAAUGGGCUGGUUAAACCUCGCCUGGUGUAGACUGGGCUGGCUUAGCCUCACCUGGUGUAGAAUCUGGGCCAUGUAUACGGGCUGGUUUAGCCUCACCUGGUGUAGAAUGGGCUGAUUAAACCUCACCUGGUGUAGACCGGGCUGGACUAAGCUCACCUGGUGUAGAAUCUGGGCCACGUGAAACGCAAAGAGUAUAUUUAGAUUUGCCUGAUGCGCAAACGCGGGAUGUGUGCGUGCGAGUGUGAUAGUCACGCGUCUCCGUCUACAACAACAAUUUGUGUUAAUUAGUCGCUAUGUUCCUGCACUUGGUAUACUUUGUAAAGACGUAAACGUGCAAUUUUUCAGUACUGUAAUUUUAAAUUGAAAUGUUAAUUGUGUGGAACUUGACAUUGGAUGGCAAUCGGAAGGCUUUGCUGUAAACGCGUUUAAUUGGUGGGUAGUGAGUGUGUGAUUGAGAGCAGGGUGAUUUGUCCCAGUGUGGUGUCACAGUGGGACGUGCCAACACGCCAGCACGUGACCCUGGGGAGGGGGGGGGGGCACAUUGGUUCCACUUGAAUGGGACAAUUGUUUUCAUACCUUUUUUUUACAUGGCCAAUAAAAGUUAGUUAGUAUGUGAUAUGUUUUCAAAUGGUUAAUCACUCACAAAUAUCGACUAUUGGUAUAGGUGCUUUUGGAACCCGUAUGGUGGCAACAUCCGCUUGCCACCCCAGGCCCGAUUUCCGUACCAGUGAUACAUCUGGACGAAUGCUCUCGGCCCACCGGGAACGAGGUGGGACCAGGCGGUUGUGUUAACUGGAUGCUGUUCCUGACAUUUAUUUACACAUCAAAGCCUAACUGAGUCUCAAGACUCUUUUUUAAGAGAUCCUGUAUUUGAAUGUUUGGCCAAUUACAUUUUAAGAAAAAAUAAGAACGGAGUUUACAUUACUGCCAAUAAAGCAGCCGCUCGCCUUUUGGCGUUGUUCUCUGGUGUGACCCUGGUGGUGAGGCGAGGCCCUCAAGAAGGCCGCUGUCUCUGGUGUAGGCCAAUCCGCUUCAAAGACAAUGCAGAGAUUACCAGAGCAUGUUUGUUUGCAUGUCCACCACAAGUACGCGUGGUUCAUGCAGACUUGAUUACUUGCAAAAUAUUUCUAUUUGGUAUUUGAACAUCUUAUCACCUGUUUUAUUGCCAGAAAGGAUAAACCCUAUGCUUAUUUUUUCAUACUUUGAUACUGACAAAAAGGUCCCAUUUUGUACAUUUUAAGAGUUUGUUAUAAUGUGGAAAGACACUGAAGUACCCAGGGAAACCCCUCACGUGCGAGGGGGUAACAAUCCGGCGUCUGCCACACUCGUGGCAUCGUCCACUUGCUGAUUGGUCCAGCUGAAACGAACGAUCUUCACCUGCAGUCUGUGCGUGGAGCUGAGAGAUUGAUGGAGGCUAUACGUGAGGUCUGGUUGAAUAUAUGGUGAUGAAUGUUGGUAUAUACAUCAUGAAAUGUGUCAACACGGAAUUAAAACGUGACGUUGGAAAAUGUUACCACUUGUUUGUUCAUCACGUGAAGGAGUCGCGUUCGUUACGCAUAUGUGUUCCCACUUGGAUGACAUUCAUGCGUAACUGUAUUUAGCAAGAGGGUAUUGACUGGGAUGUUUCGAUAAAUAUCUAGGAGCUUUCUCAUAUCGAAUGAUAGCAGUCCACAGAGGGGACCACCACAGACACUCGAGAACACCACGACAAUAUAUUGAUAUCCUUCCACAAACUCACUUUCUGUACUGCCUUCUAGAGGAAACUGCCUCGUUAUCUUGCCUUACGGCUUUCAUCUCUGUAUGAUCCGCCAACUCCACUACCACCCUGGAUUGCAGGGUCAUCUCUCCAGAAUGCCCCGUUAAUCAUCAAGCGAAUGCUUAGAAUUCAGCAAUGAACCUAAAGUACCUUGAUCAUUCAGGCGGUGUUGAGAGAUUAUGGGCCGCAUUGACGCGAGGGAUUAGUCAUCACAAUGGACCCUUUGUUUCAUCCGGCCUCGUGGCUCGGCGGUAGAGCGAGUAGCUCGCAAUGGCAAGGCUGCGAGUUCACAUCCUGGCUGGAGGUUGCCCCAAGCCCAUCAUCUCUCCGUGGCCAAUGAUAAAAUAUGUGACCACUUUGCGGGGAAGUCAACAGUGGAUGUCCUUUGGAUAGAAGUUCCCCCAUCAUAGGAAUGUGGAAUUUCCGUCACUGGCUCAUUUGAGCAGGAAAUCACUUUGAUUUGUUUUAACUUGAAAUCGUGCAUUUCAUGACGCAGUGUUUGGCUUGUGGGAGGAAACAGGAGUAACCCGGAGACAUUCCACGCAUGCGAGGCGUGCGUGGAUGCCGGAUUCUGCUGCGAGCACUUGGCCUUCCCUUGGCCGCCACUCAGGAAUCAUGCCAAGACAGUGAAUUGGACCGACGGUAAUUGUCCGUGCAAAGCCACGUGCAUUUAAACACAGGGCAGACAACGCGGUGAUUUGCGAGCCGCGUGUGGCCUCGGCGCCUCCUCGAAGCAGCAGUCACGACGCGCAUGCCACCACGCCUUACUGCAGGAGACGCACCGCAAGCACCAUACAAGACAAAGAUCCCCCGUCUAGCCUUCACACAAGUUUGAGGCAUGUGCUGUUAGUGAGCGCCUAUGAAGACCAGAAAGCAACACACGAGGGGGUGGGUGGCCAGAACGACGCCCGACCGCCUUUGUCUCCUCAGUGACGAUGUUUAUACAUCGCACCAGGUACUAAUUUGAGGCUGAAUCGACCUAGGGGAGAACCAAACUCGGGUUGCGGGGUUCGUAGUGCAGCG